Molecule: messenger RNA, 1948 nt
Organism: Thrips palmi
Lineage: Eukaryota; Metazoa; Arthropoda; Insecta; Thysanoptera; Thripidae
Exons: 11
Coding region: 114-1517 (467 amino acids)
Molecular function (GO): protein binding
Source: RefSeq, a predicted model, not a curated record
CUCCGAUCAGCUGACACAUUGAUAGGAGCCAAUUCAAACAGCUGCUGGACCGUUGACGGUUGCAUUUUGUCAAAGAAUUUAAGUGAAGUGUGAAACAUCUACUCUUUUAAAUCAUGGAAGGAAAGAAAUCGAGCUUGCAAUUUUGCCAAUCGCCGCCCCCGUCUCCCGGAGCAGAGCAGGCAGAGGGCCUUUGCCACUGCCCGGACGAGGAGCCCGUCAGGAGGUCCUGUCGCCUGGAGGAGCGGAAGCGGGCCGCACUGGGGGCCUUCCGCGCCCUGCCCUGCGAGAUCCUGCAGUUCGUGCUGUCGUUCCUGCCAGCGAGGUCGCUGUCCCAACUGGCCCUGGUGUCGUCGGGCUGGCGGUCUUUCCUCCAGGAAUGGCUGCAGCUCAGAUCGACGGCCUGGAUCGUGUCCCCCGCCAGGAGGUUCCCCGGCCACGGCGACGCCUUCUACGACGAGUACACCGAGCUGGGCAUCUUGUGCCGGCGAGUGAUCGCCUCCCCCGCCCUGCCGCUUCGUGUGCAUGCCUUCUGGUCGGUGCUGAAGAGGAUCGAGAGGGCCAACCUAUCGCACCACGAGCCGGACCAGUACGAGCCCAGCUUCGUGGCGACGGCAAAUUUCUUCAAAGCUGCGGUGCCGCUGAACUGCUGCCGAUCACCGGGGGAGAGGUUUGAGGCGAUGUGGCAGAUCGUGAGGGACUGCAUCGGCGACGACUACCUGCUGCUGCACCAGCCUGCCGGCCGGGAGGCUGCCCGCGAGACGGACCUUCGCCUCGCCCUCCGCGUGCUGUUCCUGUCGCCGUCCCCGCCGGCGCGCCACGCCAACACGGCGCGCUUCGACCGCGGCUUCCUGCUGCGCGCGCUGCUGAGCAAGCUGCCGGAGCCGCAGCAGGCCGCGCUCAUCUUCCUCUGCUACGGACCGCGGUCCGGAGACGCGAUCGAGUGGAACCGACCUUGCGAUGUGGUGUUCUGCACCCUGGCCCAGAUGGCGCACGUGGUCGCGGAGAUGGGGAUGGCGAUCGAGGCGCUGGCCCGCAACAGCACUCCCGAGUCCAUCUUCAACCUCGUCCGGCGCUUGACCAAGACGCCCAGGCCGUGGCUGCCGCGCUACGAGGUGACGCUGCUGCUGACCAUGGGUCCCCGCGCCGCGGGUGCCGUCCUCGCCGGGUACGCGGUCACCGCGCCAGAGGCCAUGCGGGAGUCGCGCUUCAUCUCCACCAGGAUGGCGCAGAUGCUGUCCCUGGCCCAGCUCUACAAAUCUAAACUGACUUCAGGAGAGCAGUAUACUGGACCAAUCUUAACUUCUUUAUUGCAGGCUGCCUCAAUGGAUAUUUUGCAAGUUCUUCAGCAUUUCUUUCGGUUUGUACCAGAAGAUGCACACCCCAAGAACCUAGUUGAUGAUGUUGCAACACAGGCCUUUUUCCUGGCUUUCAAUGUUGGUGGAACACAUUUUGUUGGCCAUGUUAUGGAUGUGAUCAAUCCCAUUCUUCACUACUAUCAAGGCAAACUAAAUGUGUAGUUCCAGGUGAAAACUUCAGUGCUGCAAGGCAUUUAAAUUGACAUUUUACUGCUAGAUGAAAUUUUUCUCCUAUGAAUUCUAGUAUUUUAUUGAUUAUUGCUUUAUUUAUAUUUUUAUGUCUAGUUGUUACCUGUUUACUUUAAUAUAUUUUAUUAUUCCUCUACUUCUGUGAUAAAGCUAUUCACUAGAAUUCUUGCAGUAGUUUAAGUAACAAUGAACUGUGAUCAACUUCAUAUUUAAUAGGUGAUUAAGACCCUCAGAUGAGAAGAAAGUGUGUAUUAUUAAUGAACUUAAGGUGAGCGUUAGAUAUGAUUAAACAGGACGUGUCAUCCCUUGCUUAUUUUAUAAGUUAUUGUAUCUUAAAUAAGGCACCAAACAUAUGGUCCAAGUUUCAAAAUGAAAUUAUAAAUAAAUAAAACAAUUUGUAACAA